Cannabis sativa is the source of this 1084-nucleotide messenger RNA. RefSeq lists its product as uncharacterized. Lineage: Eukaryota; Viridiplantae; Streptophyta; Magnoliopsida; Rosales; Cannabaceae. The record is from RefSeq and is a predicted model, not a curated record. Gene Ontology annotation, molecular function: oxidoreductase activity. The coding region runs from base 280 to 777 and encodes 165 amino acids. Gene Ontology annotation, cellular component: endoplasmic reticulum lumen. The transcript is spliced from 5 exons.
CAUUUCCCCGAUGUCCAAACAAAACCCGAAAAAAAAAACCCCAAAUUUCACGCUCGCAAGGGAGGAGUAGGACCCAGGGAAUCAGACGGAGAGGACUGCGUGGAAUCAGCGGGUGGCGUGGUCAGUAAAUUCAUCGGUGGAAUCAACGGCCGUGAUCUACCCCGUUUCGGGCCUUCGUUGAUCGAAAGGAUAUCUUGACCUUUUUUGAAAAUUCUUUCUCUGCUCCUUGCCUUGACCAACGAAGAGAGAGGGAGAGUUUAGAGCGAAGGAGACAUAAAUAUGGGGGUGUUGAAUUCGAGCAAUGGGUAUGCGUAUCUAAUGGUGAUUAUGGUUUUGGUGGUAUUACCUUCAGACACAACAGCGAAAGAGCAAUUGACUACUAGAGAAUGUGAAGAUCUGGGUUUCACAGGCCUUGCUUUGUGUUCUGAUUGCAAUUCUCUUGCUGAGUAUGUCAAGGACCAAGAACUGGUAGCAGAAUGUCUGAAGUGUUGCACGGAAGAUUCUAAUGAUUCUUCCAGCAAGAUAACCUAUUCUGGUGCCAUAUUGGAAGUGUGCAUGAGGAAACUGGUGUUCUAUCCCGAAAUUGUUGGUUUCAUCGAAGAAGAGAAGGACCGCUUUCCCUUUGUUAAAGUUCAAUACAUUUUCAAUUCACCACCCAAACUGAACAUGCUUGAUGAUGCUGGCCAACAAAAGGAGACCAUAAGAAUUGACAAUUGGAAGCGUGAACAUAUUCUGCAGUUCCUGCAAGAGAAGGUUAAGCCUACUUCGGCAUCUUGAGUGGUCUUAUUCUCAAUCCUUUAUUAGCUCACAUGAUAGGAAAGUUUCCAAUUCAAAUUGGAACUUGAACACUGAUAUUUGUUAACAGGGGAAUGAUUUUAUUUAAUGAACUGACUGCAGAUAUUUCUAUAUUUGAUAGUUCUUAUUGGUAUCGUUCGCCAUGUUAUUGUAUUUUCAGCUUGUUGCAAGAUGAAAUUAGAUUGAUAAAUGGUUUUAGCUCAAGGAGAGAAGCUACUCCAUUUUGUAAGAUCCAUCAAAUACUUUUUUCUUUUAUUUCGGCUAAAUGCAGAAAAGCAAAUUUUGGAUA